Scatophagus argus is the source of this 2962-nucleotide messenger RNA. It is a transcript of the gene nim1kb, whose product is annotated as NIM1 serine/threonine protein kinase. The transcript is spliced from 4 exons. The coding region runs from base 1067 to 2365 and encodes 432 amino acids. Lineage: Eukaryota; Metazoa; Chordata; Actinopteri; Scatophagidae. Gene Ontology annotation, cellular component: cytoplasm. The record is from RefSeq and is a predicted model, not a curated record. Gene Ontology annotation, biological process: intracellular signal transduction; microtubule cytoskeleton organization; protein phosphorylation. Gene Ontology annotation, molecular function: tau-protein kinase activity; ATP binding; protein serine/threonine kinase activity.
UAGAUUUCUUGAAGUCAUACUUGUGUAUUGGAGUACGUUCUACUAAUCUCUUCAAUUAAUUAUGCAGCACUUGCAUCCCAGUCUGCACACUGGAGCUCAGUGUGAUUUUGGAGGUCUACAAUACAUCUGUGAACACGUUAUGAUACCUGAACUACACUUAAAUUAGAAUAAGAAAGCAGCAUGUGCUCUUAUAACUAUCAUGAUGUGUUUUGAGUGUAGUGUCCCCCCUGCUGUCUCUCCGCUGCUCCUCACAGGGACAACACACCUGAAGGAAGACGCUCCGCCUGGUCAAGUGUUGACCUCAUGCUUUGUAAUCACUUUAUCUGUGUUGCUCAGCCAGCGUCUAAAGGGGACAGAGAGCUAAUCUCUCUGGGAACAUUGGGUAACGUCGUUGCAUAACAUUUCAUCUUCACAAAAGCCAGGAGAUCAACCUUAGCUGCAGAACACAGGCAUGUCCUUCACACACAGCGGGCUCUGCUGAGCCUGCAGACCAAAUCACUCUGAUCACGCAUACUGUAGGUGCAUAUGUGUACGUUUGUGAGCCAUCGAAUUCUUCUGGCUUCAUUUUUGCCACCCUGAAAUGAUGUUAGUCAUUUGAAGGGAUUUGAGACAGACUCAGAUUGAAACAGGAUUAGAGUUCAUGACACCACUGUAAUCCUUCGUUUGUCAGUGAAGGGAAGAGGGUGAAGACUGGGAGAGGUGAGCUGUGAGGGGGUGUGGCCAGCCUGUACUGUCUGUCCACUUGACUGAUGGCUCACACACAUGUCCCCCCCUCCCCUCCUCUGUUUUAGGCCAUCAGUGUACUGUAGUCUGUUGGAGAGGACAGAGGAGACUAUGACAGCCCUGUUGUGCUAGAUAGAAAAGGAUCUUCUGCACUGAUUUUGGGAAGAGCAAAAACAAACAUUAUAUUGACAUGUGAAUGAAGAAAAGUCAUUUUUCUAUUGGACUACUGGGCCAAAAGAGCUUUUUCUUUAUUAUUGCUGCUUGCAGUGCACUCCAUGACUGUGUUUUGAUGCAGAGCAGCAAUUUGAAAACUUGAUGACCUUAUCUUCAAGCUGCUGCAGAAAUGCCUGGAGGCCAGUACCAGGUGACGAGCACCAAGCUCCACCACAGUACCUACAGCCUGACGGACAGCUCCGAUAUCAGCCCAGAGGAUGAGGAGGCAGACGCCCCGCUGCGCCUCACCCCCCUGCAGAAGCUCACAACCGACAUGUGCAAGGACGAGAAGACCAUCAAGGAGCUCAUCAUAGGUCGCAGGGUGGGCUUCUACAAAGUCCGUGGGGAGAUUGGCAGCGGGACCUUCUCCAGGGUCAAACUGGCUUUUCAUGCUCUGACUAAGGACAAAGUGGCCCUAAAGAUCCUCGAUAAGACCAGGUUGGACGCUCAGGCUCAGCGUCUGCUCGCCAGGGAGAUCAGCAGCAUGGAGUUCCUCCGGCACCCUAAUGUGAUCCAUCUGUAUGAGGUGGUGGAGACGCCGAGCCGCCUCUACCUGGUGCUGGAGUACGCAGGAGGAGGAGACCUGCACAACAGGAUCUGCAAUGAGGGAAAACUGUCCGACAACACCAGCAAGAUCACCUUCGCCCAGAUCCUCUCCGCCAUCAAAUAUAUGCACAACAUCAACGUCAUCCACCGUGAUCUGAAGGCCGAGAAUGUUCUCUUCACCAGCAACGGCUGCGUGAAGGUGGCGGACUUUGGGUUCAGCACGCGAGUUUCUAACCGCAAUGACAUCCUGGACACCUUUUGCGGCUCGCCGCCAUACGCCGCCCCGGAGCUCUUUAGGGACGAGUGCUACCUGGGGCCUCCGGUGGACGUGUGGGCUAUGGGGGUCCUGCUUUUCUUCAUGGUGACUGGAACCAUGCCGUUCCGCGCUGAGACCAUGGGGAAGCUGCGGCGUAUCAUCAUCGAUGCCGCUUACACCGUCCCUCCCUGGGUGCCUGGCCCCUGUCAGAGGCUCAUCAAGGGCAUCUUGAAGCCGGUCCCUGCUGAGCGUUACGCCGUCGACCAGAUGCUGGGCUGCGAUUGGCUCUUACCUGUGGAGUUUCCCUGGUCGUUGGUGCCUCCCGAACCAGCGGGCCCCCUGCAGAACCUGUUUGACUCUGAGUGCAGGGACCUGGAUGAGGAGGAGGAGGUCAGGAGCUCAUUGGAGGAGCUGGGCUUCACUGCAGAGCACCUACGCAACAAUCAGCUCAAGGACUGCCGCAGCCCCAUCACCGGGGUUUACCGAAUCCUGCUGCACCAAGUCCAGAAAAGGAGGGGCUGCGACACUCCCCCAGUGGUUCGAGGGAUGGUGAGGGACCCAAAAAGGGAGGGGCUCCGGGCCUACAGGGGCCUCAGGCACACCUCCAAACUGUGUGUGCUUUCAUAACAGACUGGUGUAGACGUUUCAGCACAGUUUUUAUACAGACUUCUUUGACACAAACAAAAUUAGUAACUGUGGUGUUUUUAUUUGUUGUUCUUUUUUUUAAUUGGAAAAUGAUCUGUAUCUUAUGUAGCUUUUGAUACAUUUGUUUUACUCCUUCUAAUGCAAUAUUUGGGUUAGCUUAAGGUAAAAGUGCCUAUGAAACAAAAGUUAUGAAUGCAUCCAUCAAACUAAAGAGUGUUUUUCCUUCUCAGAUUUUUGACUUGAAUAAUCUUUAGAGGCCUGAAGAUGUUAAAGUAUCCAGCUCCAGAGAGAAAAGUAAAAAAAACAAACAAACAAACAAAAAACAAAAGGAGGAAUAAGUCAUUAUGUGAAACGUUUUUUUCAGGACCCCUCACAUUAAGGUAAAAACAGCCCAAAAACAACUAGUUUACAAUAAUACAAACAAAACGGCUGCACUGGUUAAAGGUUACUUGCCUGCCCAUCAACUGAUUCUAUAGAACUUUCAUGCAAAAUAUAUUUGUGCACCGGCUUUUUGCUUUUCAAUCCCUCUGAGUGCAUGGAGGUGAUUAAGUGAGCAACAUUAUAAGUUUCUUGAAGGAA